AUGGCUGAGAAAACCGCACGCCAUGCAGCCGACGCCGCUGCAACUUCUGCUGCAAGGGAGUCGGAAAGUUCCUCUCAAAAGCGCCCAAGGCGGCAACGCGAUGCAAUUUCAACUUCCGCUGCUAGAGCUGUAGAAGGACCUACUGAAAGGCUUGAAAGGUUGCAGACUGUUAACCAGCGCCGCCAUGCAGAGCGAGGGCUCUGUAGCCCACCAAAACAGUUUUGGUUUAAGCUGGCGUUCAAAUAUGAACCAAUUUUGAGGCUUUCCGGUCGCAAAGACCUCCAAAUAGGAUCUAUGUCAGUUGUCUGUGGGCAUUGCAAUGCCAGAAAAUUGCCUGGAGAGUCUGCAGGUUUGUGUUGUUCAAACGGUAAGGUACAGUUGCGACCUUUUCAAGAGCUACCUGCUCCGUUGAAAACUCUGUUGGAUGGUUCCAGUCCAGACUGCAAACAUUUCCUCGCAAAAAUCAGACAGUACAAUUGUGCCUUCCAGAUGACCUCUUUUGGUGGUAAUACCUUCCGCGAAGUCGGUUGGAAUCCCACCUUCAAGGUUCAAGGUCAGGUUUAUCACCGGAUUGUGUCUCAUUUGCCGGAAACUGCCACUGAUUCGGCCUUUCUACAAAUAUACUUCAUAGCUGACUACAAUCAACAGGCAGAUGCCCGCAUGUGCAUUAUUCCCGAGAAGGAUACAGGCCAGGUCAAUCAUCCUCGCAGCGAUAACAUAAUGAGUCUCCAACAAAUGCUCCACGAGACAAACAGCUAUGUCCGCAGUUUUAAGUAUGCUCUCGAAAUUAACACUUCUUCUGAUUUCAUUAUUGUAAUUGAUGCUGACAAACGGGCUCAGGGAGAGCACGAACGUCGUUACAUUGCUCCCGCAAGUAACAAAGUUUCCAUCAUUGUCAGCGGUGAUCAGCACAACAGACGUGACAUUGUUACCGAAUCGCGGGGCAGUGGGCUCCGAAGAAUCAAUGAAACGCACCGGUCCAACGAUGCACUGCAAUACCCACUUCUCUUCCCUUACGGAGAAGAUGGUGUUAACCACCUACACAUUCACUAUCUAUCUAUCUAUCUAUCUGUUGGUCUGUUCAAACAUGCGUGUCUGAAUGUAUGUGCGUGGCUCUGGUUAUUAGAUAUCUCCUCCGAAGUGAAUGUAGGUCAAUAA
Acanthosepion pharaonis is the source of this 1158-nucleotide messenger RNA. The record is from the annotation of a GenBank genome assembly. Lineage: Eukaryota; Metazoa; Mollusca; Cephalopoda; Sepiida; Sepiidae.